Messenger RNA from Exophiala xenobiotica, 2109 nucleotides. RefSeq lists its product as uncharacterized. The record is from RefSeq and is a predicted model, not a curated record. The transcript has a single exon. The coding region runs from base 119 to 1351 and encodes 410 amino acids. Lineage: Eukaryota; Fungi; Ascomycota; Eurotiomycetes; Chaetothyriales; Herpotrichiellaceae.
CAUGAAACCCAGUCUUGCGCCAAUGACCACACCUUGGCAUGGUUUGAGAUGUUCUUGAGGAACCCAGAAAGUAAAGAGAGCCGAAUCGUCGUCGAAUACUAGCAACAAUUUGAAUAGUAUGUCGUCGGACGCGCUGAACAAGCCCGAGACUGAAGUUGAGCGGCUGAGGACUGAAUAUCUUGAUGCCGUGGAAGAAAAUCGGGCAGCGCACCAACGGUAUGAACAGGCUCUCGCCGCGACGGGGGAUCAACCCCGGCACACCAAAGCAGAGGACAGGACUGAUGGUGUUGACUCUACGACUUUGCUCGAGCGGCAUAUUGAGUUACUCCGACUGCAAAAGCAGAACGCUUCUCUUGUUGUUUCGAGGGAUGAGCUGGAACAACUCAAAUUCAAGCGAGAAGCGACGAAACUUGAGUUUCUGCCAACCACGGUCGAAGAGUUCGAUGCACGAUUCGAAGCAGGUCAGGAAGUCCCUGUGCUGGAGGAGUCGAUAACGAGACGGGUCAAGGCGCUAGAAUCGGAGGUCGUCCGGGCUCAUCAUGAAGCUGGACAAGAGAGAGCGAAGCUCGAGAAGGCCAAAAUGCAAACGCAAACACGAGUCGCCAACUCGAGUCCGAAUCGACGACUGCACGCUAUUCUGGCUACGAGGCAAGAGCUGACUACCUGGCUGGAGGAAAGUCUAGAGAAGUGCCAGGACCAACAGCAAGGAGAGCUUGAGCAAAUAGAAUGUGGGAGACGCGUUACCGAAGCGAUGAUCGAAGGGCAGUAUCAACGAUAUCUGGAUGCACGGAAGCGCCUUAUCGCAGCUGUUACGGAAUUGAGAGCUGCUCUGCCCGAGAAGUCAACGCCGAAACUGAGCAGCAGCGAGUGGCAGACCGAACAGAAAACGACAAGACAUCAGAGGUCCAGAGAAGCUGCUGCCUUGCUCAACACCAUCGAAAAGAUAGUCCUACCAAAAGUGCAGAAUCAGUCCGUUUCACAGGCACAUCUCGUGUUUGCGGGUGAGCAACUCCAGAACGAGUUGGGACGGACUAUCAAUAUGCUCGAGAGACUCGGCGACGAGAGCCAACUUUUGCAAGCAUUUCCAAUCUUAGCGCGGUCGGGCAGAUUUGGACAUGCAGCAUCCACGUUCGGCAAGCAGGUCAAUGCCCAAGAAGCACAAAGUAAGGAUGAGAUAUCACGGCGGAUGGAAGCCUGGCUAUUUGCGGCGGAAGCAGCCGAUGUUGCUGGAUCAAGCAUCAUGGAGAAACAGCUGGAUCAAGGAAGAGACGCGACGGAUUCGGUGUCGAGGAGUCUUGCCGAAUUAAAGCUUUUGAAGGAAACCAACAGCGAUGACAAUUUCAUGCUAUGAGUACUCCGUACCAGAUUCAGCUUCAGAUUCAUUGCUUCUCAUUCUCGGCGAAGAAAAAGUUGGCUCCCACGACUUUGAGAUUGUUUUCUUCGGCCCAGUCUCUCACGCCAUGUCGAACCUUGCCGUAGCCCCAGUGUUUGCGGUCAUCAGGAGCCUUGAGAUUGGACGAAUCACCCUCCAGAAGAACAAAGACGUAUCGAUGAGCACCAGUCUUUGGUGGUGGGCUCGGCGGCAAGUACUCCAUGAUCUCUCCUGGUUUGGCCGCGUGGAUCUCAGGGGGUGGUUCUGGGAUCGGUGUGGUCAGGUUUGUCAGAAUCCAGUGACACAUCUCCGACCACUUGGGUUUCUUGCGGGAUUUUGCGUCAGGGUCUGUCAGGGCGAGGGUGAAAGUCGAGUUCUUUGCCUCGAUGGAUGGAGAAUUGAUCGAAUAGAAAUUGAAGACUGGUCUCUUGGAGACAGCGUCGACCGGGAUAUCAUUGCCGAGAAGGACCUUUUCGUGACUCGAGGGAUAGUCGACCUCGAUAUAGUAUGAUGGCUCGAAGUCGUCGAGGACGUCGCCAAUGACAUCGUUAGCAACCAAUGUGUCUCGGAUGGUCGAAGUCAGAGAGAACUCUGGCUCUAUGAUGGUUAUUUCAGGGUUGUUGAUGGCUUGUUGCUCGCCAGGAGCUGGAAAGGUGGAUACUGUGUUGACCAGCAGCAGGCCGGCCAAAGCAAGACUUGUAGAAAACAUGGUAGAAGCGAGGGACGACGAGGAUUAG